AUGGGCUUAGUUAGGAAUGUUCCAGUGGAAUGGUCAAUGGAGGAAUUAAUUCAGAACUUAAAAGUUCCAAUGGGUUUCGGUGAGGUUGUUCGCGCUCGUAGAUUGAGCCGUAAAUCAGUCUCUGAAUCCAACACGACUGUGUGGAUCCCUACACAAACCAUAGUCAUAACUUUUUCUGGUCAAAAACUCCCUCCUCAUGUAUACGCUUUCUACACUUCUCUUCCGGUUGAAACGUACAUCCUCCCCAUAAUUCAAUGUAACAGAUGCUGUAGGUUUGGCCACAUCAAGACUGUUUGUAGAUCAUCUCCAAGAUGCUUCAAAUGCUCCCAAUCACAUGAAGGUGAUUCUUGUGUUGCUCAGUCUCCCACCUGUCUCCAUUGUUCCGGGUCCCAUCCAGCGAAUGAUCCUAAGUGCCCUGAAGCUGCUAGACAGAAAGAAAUAAAAAUUGUUAUGUCUCAGGAUAAUAUCUCCUACCCGGAAGCUUCAACCAGAUUCCCUAAGGUCCGUAGAUCAUUUAUGGAUGCUACAAUAUCUACUCACCCCUCUUCUAAUUCCCGUCAAAAAGUGCCUCCAUCUUCCACUGUAUCCUACAAAAAAAAAAAAAACAGUCUAUAA
This is a messenger RNA of Melitaea cinxia (Glanville fritillary), 615 nucleotides long. RefSeq lists its product as uncharacterized. The record is from RefSeq and is a predicted model, not a curated record. The transcript has a single exon. NCBI's taxonomy places the organism in Eukaryota, Metazoa, Arthropoda, Insecta, Lepidoptera, Nymphalidae. Bases 1 to 615 code for a protein of 204 amino acids.